UGACAUUGACAACUGACACAACAAAUAACAAAUGAUUUAAUAACCUAAAAAAAAAUAGAUAAUAAUUUGCAUUUAUAAAUCAAAAGCGGUAUUUUCUGAGAAAAUAAAUCAAAAUAAGAUACUUAAACUAGUUAAUGUAAUUUACGGUUAACGUAUGUUGAUAGAGAAUUCAAUUAGUAUCUAAUAUCGAAAAUAAUUAGCUAAGAAAAUGUUGAGUAAUAGCGUGAAGCGGCUUUUCGUGCGGCAAAUUAAAAGCAGCAUCAGAACAACAAGUGUUCGUUCACUAAGUGCUGCAGAUGAUGUGACCAUUCUGACAAAACCGUCUGAGAAUAUUAAGGGAGACUAUGAUGUUAUUAUUGCCGGCGGCGGAAUGGUUGGGUGCACCCUCGCCUGUGCCAUGGCCAAAGAUUCAAUUCUAUCAAACUUAAAAGUAUUGCUUCUGGAGGGAGGUCCAGACAAAGAGUACAAAUGGAAGCCGGAGUACAGCAACAGAGUGGUGGCCCUGAACCAGAACACAAAGGCUCUGAUGACAUCACUCGAUGUGUGGAAACGUGUUGAGAAGAUGAGGUUGCAGCCUGUCAGAUAUAUGCAAGUGUGGGAUGCCUCAUCAGACGCAAUGAUAUCAUUCAGCAGCUCAGAGCUACUUGAUGAUGAUGUUGCCUACAUUGUGGAGAAUGAUAUCUUGCUGCAUGCGGUCAACACCGAGUUGACAUCAACUGACAACAAUGUUAAAAUAGUUUAUGAUGCUAAGAUCGCCGGCUAUCAACUACCCAAACAAGAUAAUUCCACAGUUAAAAGUUAUGUUCAAAUGUCUAAUGGCGACACAUACACUUGUCAACUCUUGAUCGGCGCAGAUGGUGCCAACUCAGCGGUCCGUCGAGCAAUGGGGGUGCAAUAUCUAUCGUGGAACUAUGACCAAAUGGGUGUUGUAGCCACACUUAAUUUGGCUGAGGAAUAUACAAACACCACAGCUUGGCAGCGCUGGAUUCCUACAGGUCCCAUUGCCAUCCUCCCACUAGACUCAAAGCGAAGCUCCCUGGUGUGGAGUACUUGGCAGGACCACGCUAAACAGCUGCUGAAACUUCCAGAAGAUCAAUUCGUUGAUGCGCUGAAUGAUGCACUGUGGAAACAAUACCCGCGCAGUGGUAGCGUGGAGACGGUUACUUCGUUCGUGAGCAGCUGGCUGCGGCGCGCGGGGCUACCUGACGGGGCAGCGCGGCAGCUGCCUCCCUCUAUUCGCAGCAUCAGUCCUAACUCCCGCGCCGCCUUCCCUCUGGCCUUCGGACAUAGCACGAGAUACAUCGCCCCUGGCGUCGUACUUAUUGGAGACGCGGCACAUCGAGUACAUCCGUUGGCUGGUCAAGGAGUCAACCUCGGCUUCGGCGACGUCGCAGAUCUCACAAAGUUUUUGUCAAAUGCCAUGUACAGCGGUUUGGAUAUAACUCACACUGAUUGGAUGUCGAAAUACGAGAGCACCCGACAGCGACACAACGUACCGACACAGGUUAUGAUCGAGAUGUUGCAUCGACUGUACACCGUCGACUUGAUGCCCGUUGUAUUAGCUAGGAGCGUUGGCGUACAAAUCACCAACGCCCUACAACCUCUGAAGAAAAUGAUACUGUCUCAUGCAGCCACAUAAGCUAUUUGGUUUGAGUCACGGCGUAAUGGAGAUUGCUUCAAGGUUCAAUGUUUCAUAGAAGGUUACAAGCAAAGGCGGAGGCAUUGGAACCAUUUGUUGUAUUAUUAUUUAGUUUAAUAUAUUUAUGUUGAUUUUUA
Messenger RNA from Spodoptera frugiperda (fall armyworm), 1776 nucleotides. RefSeq names its product ubiquinone biosynthesis monooxygenase COQ6, mitochondrial (gene Coq6). The record is from RefSeq and is a predicted model, not a curated record. Gene Ontology annotation, cellular component: mitochondrion. The transcript is spliced from 9 exons. Gene Ontology annotation, molecular function: 2-octaprenyl-6-methoxyphenol hydroxylase activity; FAD binding; oxidoreductase activity, acting on paired donors, with incorporation or reduction of molecular oxygen, NAD(P)H as one donor, and incorporation of one atom of oxygen. Gene Ontology annotation, biological process: ubiquinone biosynthetic process. Bases 209 to 1639 code for a protein of 476 amino acids. NCBI's taxonomy places the organism in Eukaryota, Metazoa, Arthropoda, Insecta, Lepidoptera, Noctuidae.